AUGUCUAAAAAAGAACCCACGCUAGCCGCCAGCUACACCAACUACCUUCGGAGAUCCAAUACGAUAUCUUGUCCAAACUGCGAUGGGGAAUUCCCUGAUAUAGAUGAGCGCAUACGCAACCAUCUGAAAGACCGGCAUGCCGAUCUUAUCGAGGGCCAGGAUACUGCCACUCUGAUACAAGGUGUCCGGAGAGGACACGCCAUAACUGGCAAAUCACCAGAACAGUCUAGUUCCAACCAAGAACCUUUCUCUACUACGGCAGACCCGGGGGGUGGCCAUACGGACUCCCCAGCUAUUCGGGAUGACACUCUGAGUCCAUACAAGAGGCGCAAGUCCCCCGCAUCCUCCAUCAAAGCCCGCCCGAGGUCUGCCAGUCCUCCUAAGCGGUCAAGAGCCAGACCUAUAUCGACUGCUGCUGUCGAUGACCCCGACUUUCUUAGACGAUCACCCCAGCAGGGAAAGCUUUGGAACCCAGACGAUGGUGCCUCGCCUUCCACGCCUCGGGCUAAGCCUUCCUCGCGAUCCUCACGGACUCAUGGCCAACAUAGGAAUCGCCCGGAUGCCGUUGAGGCCGAGGACUCCCUCAAGCUUAUCAAGCAGCCCGAGACUCGUCCCAUUGGCCAAGAUCAGCUAGUCGCUGAGGUCAAGGGGAUCUAUGCCGGCCUCGUUAUGGUCGAGGCCAAAUGUAUCGAGGUUGACAAUGCGCAGUCGUCACAGAGUGACGCUAAAUUAAACAAUGAGCAGUGGCAGGCCCUCAUAGCGUUGCACCGGACGCUGCUUCACGAGCACCACGACUUUUUUCUUGCCUCUCAGCAUCCUUCAGCAAGUUCAGCAUUGCGACGUUUGGCCUCCAAGUAUGCCAUGCCGGCGCGCAUGUGGAGGCAUGGCAUCCAUUCGUUCUUGGAGUUACUGCGUCACCGUCUCCCGGCCUCGCUGGAGCACAUGCUUACGUUUAUUUACUUGGCUUAUUCGAUGAUGGCACUGCUGUACGAGACAGUACCAGCAUUCGAGGAUACUUGGAUAGAAUGUCUCGGGGAUCUGGGAAGAUACAGAAUGGCUAUCGAAGAUGACGAUAUUCGAGACAGGGAGGUGUGGACCUCAGUCUCACGCCAUUGGUACUCCAAGGCGUCUGACAAGGCGCCUACCACCGGUCGGUUAUAUCAUCAUCUGGCGAUCCUCGCUCGACCCAACGCACUGCAACAGUUGUUUUAUUACACGAAGUCAUUGUGCGUUCCGAUCCCAUUUGCCUCGGCUCGGGAUUCCAUCAUGACAUUGUUCGACCCCGUUCUGAGCACGAAUGAAGCGAACCACCACCCCCGGUUGAUUCCAAUCGACGUGGCCUUUGUCAAGGCGCAUGGCAUCCUCUUCAGCAACAAGUCCCCAGACAAUUUUGUUCCUGCUGUGAACGCAUUCCUGGAGAAGCUAGAUGUCCACAUUGGGCGCACUACCAGACGUUGGAUGGAGUGUGGUUACCAUAUCGGCAUUGCCAACUGCUGCAGUCUCUUAUCAUACGGUCAGGAGGAGAACGUGAUCAUGAAGGCGAUCAGUUCGCGGCCGGACGAGACCAAGACAGAUCAAAGUCUGAAAUCUACUGAGCUGUCUGAUCAGAAGCAUAGUAAGAAUCUCGACGGCGCCCUUCGUCUUGCGGUGGGCACAUACGAGGUUGUCUUUCACCGUCUGGGUGAUCCCAACGUUCUGCCGUUCCUUCAUGUCGUCAUGGUCUUCAUGCAUCACAUUGCCAAGUUCCCAGACGCGAUGGCGCACGUUGAGGAUCAGUUUCCCUGGAAGUUAGUCUCUUUGUUCUUGAACUCGCUGCUUCUUCCGUAUCGAGAUCACGAGCGGCUCCACAGCGUCGAGUUCCCUCGAGAAGGCAAGGAUGUGCCGCCACGUCCCUUCCCUGAAGACUUUGCUAUGAAGGGUCUCCUUUGGGUCAAGCACUACUUCCCCAAAGACUGGUUCUCAAAUGAGAAGAUCGACGACGAUGAGAAAUACUUCGAAGUCGCAUCGAUGACUGAUGAACGCAAGGAGAGGAUACUCUGGCUUGGCUGUCGAGUCGCUGAAGCGGGCAAGUGGCUCACCUACGACCGAACGCUGCACCGAUUUGGGGUGACUUCCGACUACGAGAAGGAAAUCGAUGCCAUCGCCAAAGACGCAGACAUGAUGAACAUAUCAGAGACUACUGAUACGAUAUCGCGUACUCCUACUUUCGCAUCGGCUACGACCGUCGGCAGGGCUCCUUCGUGGUCUUCAGAGAAGGACGAAGAGGACUUGAUGGACCUCGAUGAGGCGCCGGCCAAGAAGCCUAUCAUCCAGCUGUGA
Messenger RNA from Anthostomella pinea, 2319 nucleotides. The record is from the annotation of a GenBank genome assembly. Lineage: Eukaryota; Fungi; Ascomycota; Sordariomycetes; Xylariales; Xylariaceae.